GGGAUGCACGGACAAACGACGAGUCUAGCAUGAACUGUAAACUUUGAGGACAUGGUCCAUACUGACAAAUCCUGCAGACCGUCUGCACCAAAGAAAGCACCUAAGCAGCGGCACCAGAGCCUCCCAUCUCCAGCCCUCUGCUGUGCAUGUGGUCUGUGCAUCCUCUUGGCUGGUAUCAACAUCACCCUGGUGGGCGCUUUUGCCUUUGGCACCUUCAUUCCUACUAAGAACCCUCCCAUAAUUAUUGGACCGCUGCUCUUACUGGUGGCCUUGGCCUUCUUCACAGCCUGCUGUGUGGUCAGCAGGAGGCCCCUCACCCACAAGGCUCAAAAGGUCAAAGGAGGUGAGACCUGGGCGCUGAUGCGGAUGGGAACAGCAGCAUUUGAAAUGGAGAUGAGCGAGUACACGCAGCAAGACACGACUGCUGUCCAGCUCAGUUCUACCAACUCUCACAGCUCUUCUCACAAAUCCUGCUCCAGCCGUGGGGGAGACACCAGUCCACCAGCCUGCCAGGACGGAGCAACUGAACCUCAUAUAUCUGCGACCUUUGUUAUCAAUGUCCCCGACGAUAACCCCAUGGUGACCUCUAGGAGCAAGGGGAGUAACCCCACACAGAUGCUGCCCGUUCACAAUGUGUCCGCGAUGUAGCAUGGAUUUCAUCCUGCAGCUCAGCUCUUUUCAACGGUGUAGUUGGGAAAGAGAUUUUGCGUUUAAACACCCUCUCUGAA
Thalassophryne amazonica is the source of this 728-nucleotide messenger RNA. Its product is annotated as transmembrane protein 275-like. Bases 52 to 648 code for a protein of 198 amino acids. The transcript has 2 exons. Lineage: Eukaryota; Metazoa; Chordata; Actinopteri; Batrachoidiformes; Batrachoididae. The record is from RefSeq and is a predicted model, not a curated record.